Nasonia vitripennis (jewel wasp) is the source of this 2965-nucleotide messenger RNA. It is a transcript of the gene Fkbp14, whose product is annotated as FK506-binding protein 2. NCBI's taxonomy places the organism in Eukaryota, Metazoa, Arthropoda, Insecta, Hymenoptera, Pteromalidae. The transcript is spliced from 4 exons. Gene Ontology annotation, molecular function: calcium ion binding; peptidyl-prolyl cis-trans isomerase activity. Bases 327 to 992 code for a protein of 221 amino acids. The record is from RefSeq and is a predicted model, not a curated record.
CCUCGUCCGCGCGGCGCGCAGAGGAUGACGGCCUCUGUGGAGGCGGAGGGGAGGGAAGAGCUCGGCUGGCGAGCCGUGCGGCACAGAGCCGCCAGUAGUCAGCCGGCACUUCGCCAACGCAGAGGCCCUCGUUCAGCCAGCUCUCUCUCCCGAUCGCACACUCGCUCGCAUCAGCACGUCUCUCUAUACUUUGCUCCCGUUCUUCUCGCGCCACUCGUCAGUGCGGCUCGACAUCGCGCACAAAGCUCGCAAGGACUUUGUGCGACCCCUUUCCUUUCCUUUUUUUUUUAUUUUUUUCGUUCGUUCAUUUUUCUGUACUGAGCGACAUGGCUUCGAUUGCCGCUAGAUUCGCGCUGAUCGCUCUCGCGACCUUGUGCUGCUACGCCUGGGCCCAGGAACUAAAGGUCGAGAAGGUCUAUGUGCCGGAGGUGUGCGACGUCAAGUCGAAGAAGGGAGACCAGCUGACCAUGCACUACACCGGCACGCUCCAGGACGGCACCAAGUUCGACUCAAGCUUGGACAGAGACCAACCCUUCACCUUCCAGUUGGGAGUCGGUCAGGUGAUCAAGGGCUGGGACCAGGGAUUACUCGACAUGUGCGUGUCCGAGAAGAGGAAGCUGACGAUCCCCCCAUCCCUCGGCUACGGCGACCGUGGAGCUGGAAACGUCAUUCCUGGAGGCGCUACCCUGCACUUCGACGUUGAGCUCAUCAACAUCAGCGACUCACCCCCGAACGCCAACGUCUUCAAGGAAAUCGAUGCCGACAAGGACAAUCAACUCUCCCGCGAGGAGGUAGGAACAAUGGUCAGCGAAUACCUGAGGAAGCAGAUGCUGGAAGCCGAGCAGGCCGGCGCCGGCGAGAGCGACGAGGUGAAGAAGAUGCUGGCUGACCACGACAAGCUCGUCGAGGAGAUCUUCCAGCACGAGGACAAGGACAAGAACGGCUUCAUCUCGCACGAGGAGUUCAGCGGACCCAAGCACGACGAGCUUUGAAAAACUCUUUCUUUACUCUCUAAGACACACACACAGCGAAACUCAAGCCUGCGAAAACGCCGACAAUUUCAACGCACUUGAUCCCGAUGAAAUCAUCAUUCUCCUCUGUUUAUUUUUACAGUGCAGGGAUCACCCUCUCCGCGGAUAAUUUAAACUACUUGAGGACAGUCGGUUUUAUCGGGGACACCGUUCCGCGGACUGGAAUCGCCGUGGGCUCGGAGUUUCGAAGUCUGCGAACGUCCGCUAUGGACCGGACUCGCGUGGAAACAUUCGCGCAAAUUUUCUCUUUUUUUUUUCUAUUUAAAGUGCUGCAUUAUUUAUAUUUUUUUUCUAUUUUUACAACGGCAAAUAACUUACGUUUUUUUGUGUGAAUUAAUCACCAAAACGUCCAAAUUGCCGAGUAUGUGCAAGUGGAAUAAUUGAGUUUCGCAUUUUUUAUAAUAAUGUGUACAUAUCGUUUUACUGCCGCUUAUUUGGACGUUUUGUAAAUUUAAGUUUUAAGCUACACUGCAACUAUCAUGCAUUUCUAUACUUUCUUCACCUUGCGUUUUACGUUAAUAAUGUCAAGUCUCCAAAAACAGCCUACAGACGAUCGCUUGAAUUUACACUAGCUCCGCUCUCUUUCGCUUUUUCGCUGAGUUCGUUUAUUCGAUCAUUUGGAUUUGUCAUGCAAGAAGUAUUUAGUUAGCUUUCAUGAUGCAACGCUUCCUGCUUUUUAUACAAAACGACCGUGUAAGAACACACAUUCGACGAUAGCCGAGUGCAGCGUUUUCGGUCAACGGCUCCAGCGGAUGCCGAAUAAUAAAACAAAACAAAAAAAACCAACGAACAAUAAAAACUGAACUGCUGUUGAGCAGAGAUAGAAUGAGAAAAAGGCAAAAAAUAAAAAGCGGGCCGAAGAGCAGGACGCAUCGGAAAUCGACUCGCCUCCUUUUUGCACCAGCGACAUUCCAGCGAAGCAACGCUGCACAGGACAGGCGCGGCGACGAAUAAAAAAACAACAAAUUCCAGGCAUGAACGGAAAAAGUUCUUGCACACGUACACCAUCGUUCAGAUGGACAUACACACCUAUGCAAACGAGCAAAAAAAAACGUUGAAGUGUACCGUGAUCCCGAUUCUCCAAGUGUAAAGUGAUCCUCCGGGCAUCAUUCAUGUGCUGGGGAGAAAGAAAAAAAAAUGGCGAAAACGAGAGGGAGAGAGAAUGAGUGCGAAUGAAUUUUUUACUCAAGUAUACGUGUAUAACGAAAGAGCACACAAAAAAUUAAUAAGUGAAGAUAUAAAACAAAUCUAUUCUAAGUUCGGCAGUGUUUCCCAUGUGAACUGUUACGAUAUAAGUGUGAUAUCGUUUUUUUACCUUGACAUUUUUCCAUAACGUUUUAAUUCAGUUGUCCAGUUUUUGUAUACAUUCGUACGUAGGUGUCGUUUUUAUAAAAUUUAACAAAGACAAAUAUUAGAGAGGAUGAAAAUUUACGAAUCCAACGGCAAUGUUUCGAGUCAGAUUUUUAUAUACACCUUUUAUUGAUUGAUUGACUGUAAUUGAAAAUGUUAUUAUAAUGCAACGAUAAUUUUUUUACUUUAAUUGUAUAGUAAUAAUAAUUAAUUAUGUAUACAUAAAAGAUAUAUAUUGUACACUUUCUUGUUGAAUUUUUCUUGAAGCUACAUUGUGCAUUCUACGCUUCCUCGAAGAUGUUCUUCGGUUUUUAAAUCUUUUUAAUGAUGUGACAAAAAUUAAUGAAAAUAAAUGGAAUAAAUUCUGUGAAUGCUAAUGAGUCAAUGGUGAAUCAAUUUUUGAGGCAAAAAUGUAUAACAUCAAGGUAUAAGUAAUCUACAAAGCGAAAUUGACAUCACUCUCGUUGCUAGCAUUAUUAAUGUAAAAUUAUGCGUUUUUAUUACCACAUUAUAUUGUAUGUUGUUAAAGUUGGACGAAGGUUAAUAAAUAAAUCGUGCAUCUCUAGCACAUUUUGUUAUGAAAA